GCACAGCCCUUUAGAAAAAGCAAAUCGAUUAAUUGAGAACAUCCAGAAAAUAAAUUAUUUUUAAGAAUCCUUGACACUUCAUAAAGACAAUCUUUAAUAUUACGCAAAUUUAUCCGCAAAAAUAAAUGUACAAGAAAUCUGUAAAUUUUGACAAAUAUUCUUCUUUUAGAAACAGCAGCAUAAGCGAGAUUAAUAGCUGGGUGGAUGCUGUUGAUCAAGAACAUAGUUUGCGGGAAACUAGACGAACUGAGAUAAUGAAAGAUGGACUUAAAAUUGUUACCGAUUUUAUUGAAAAUGAGGUCAAUGGAACUAAGAAGAUGUCGAAGGUUGUCACAACAUACAAAGUCAUUACAAAAAAAGUUCCUCGAGUCGUUGCAGAACGCAAAAAGUGGAAAAAGUUUGGUCAAUCAAAAGAUGAUGGUCCAGGUCCUCAUAUCAACACAACUUAUGUGGCUGUUGAAGUUGAAUUACAAUUUCUUCAUAAUAAAUUUGGGGAGACUGACGACCUUUUAAUGGAUGAAAAGGGACAAGCAACAAAAGGAAUGCAUUGUCGUUUAUGCAAAUCUGAUGAACAUUGGAGUACUCAUUGUCCUUAUAAGGAGCAUUUCAAAGGAAAUGAAGAUUCUGAUUUGGCUGAUAAAUCUGCUGCUACAAGAAUUGGUGGUGGUCCAAGUCAAUUACCUCGUGGUACUUAUAUACCGCCAUCUCUGCGAAAUGUUGGUAGUGGGGCUGCUAUUGGAGUUUCUGAACGUCAUUCGGAUGAGACAACUGUUCGUAUAACUAAUUUGCCUGAGGAUUCUGAUACUUUGGAAGAUGAUUUGAGGGGAAUGUUUUCUAAAGCUGGAAAGAUAUUGCGCUCAUAUGUUGCUCGAGAUAAAAUACAUAACAAGCCAAAAGGAUUUGCUUUCAUUACUUUCGCGCAGAGAAACGAGGCAGAAAAUGCAAUUCAAAACUUUAAUGGAGCUAAAUUUGAACAUUUGAUUCUUAAAGUGGAAUGGACAAAGUUAGUUAUUUUGUGAAUAAAAUUUGAAAUAAUUGUAUUUGGUUUUAAUUAAAUGAUAUAAACAAUAUAGAGAUAUCAUAAAGGAAAAAUACAAGAAGGGGGAAAAAAGUCCGCAUCCCAUUUGCGGGUAGGUAGGACAUCAACACCAUCUAGUGAGCUCUAGUGGGGUUUUCUAACUAACAAGGAACCAAUAUCGAACUGUCAGGAGUACGCAUUCUAUUUAAGGACAUCUCAAGGCAUUUUUAGGCCCAGGGGUGUAUCUAAAACUAUGUUAAGGAGACUUUGUUCAAAUCCUAAUAG
Messenger RNA from Meloidogyne enterolobii, 1303 nucleotides. The record is from the annotation of a GenBank genome assembly. Lineage: Eukaryota; Metazoa; Nematoda; Chromadorea; Rhabditida; Meloidogynidae.